AUGGGCCCCUGUACCGCCUCCUCAUGCUGCUGCCAGGCCCGUAAUCUGCCAUGGGCCCCCGUACCGCCUCCUCAUGCUGCUGCCAGGCCUGUAAUCUGCCAUGGGCCCCGGUACCGCCUCCUCAUGCUGCUGCCAGGUACAGAGUGUCUAAUGGGUCCCUGUAAGGCCUCCCAUUGCUGCUGUCUCCAUCGCCACACUCUGCCAUGUGCCACUUUCAGGUCUCCUCACACUGCUGGUGGGUUCCAUUUUUGUCAUAGGGUGCUGUAUGGCCUCCCAUUGCUGCUGCCUCCACUGCCACACUGUGGCUCCACACUCUGGUUUUGGCCCCGUGACUGCCCAAAUGAGUGAAGUGUGCGGUGAUUCUAAGAUCGACGGCACUCAUCUGCAUGUCAUACUGACUGACAGUAUUAUUUCUCUUCCCCAGCAGACUCCAAGGGCAUUUAAAUUAAAGGUACAGUGUUCUGCACUAAUAUAA
Molecule: messenger RNA, 475 nt
Organism: Staurois parvus
Lineage: Eukaryota; Metazoa; Chordata; Amphibia; Anura; Ranidae
Source: the annotation of a GenBank genome assembly